CACACCGAGCGCUGGAGGCUCCGCCGCGCCGCCUGCCAACCCGGGAUCUACCUCCGUGAUUUUCUAGCCCCGUUUUUUUUUUUUGGUUUUUUUUUUAUUUUUUCCUCCCCCAUCACCCGUUUUCCUCAAUCUUGGAUAAUUCUUGGGGUGCUGGGGGAUUUUGGGAUUUUUUUUCUAAGAGGGGGGUGCCUGGGCAUCUCCCCCCCGCGCCCGCUGCCUUGGUCCACCUGCCCUUGCGCCUUUUUUUUUUCUUUCCCCCUGUCUCUCCACCAAACCCGGGCUGAUGUGCUGUGCGAGAGGCUGGAAAUGGAAGUGUUGAUGCUCUGGCUUUUCCCCUGGAUAUUUCAGUGCGUUUCGGUGCGGGCGGACUCCAUCAUCCACAUUGGUGCCAUUUUCGAAGGCAAUGCUGCCAAGGACGAUGAAGUGUUCAAGCAGGCGGUGUCGGAUCUGAACCUCAAUGACGACAUCCUCCAGAGCGAGAAAAUCACUUACUCCAUCAAGCUCAUAGAGGCCAACAAUCCCUUCCAUGCGGUGCAGGAAGCCUGCGACCUGAUGACCCUGGGCAUCUUGGCGCUGGUGACGUCGACGGGCUGCGCGUCGGCCAACGCGCUGCAGUCGCUGACGGACGCCAUGCACAUCCCGCACCUGUUUGUGCAGCGCAGCACGGGCGGCUCCCCGCGCACGGCCUGCCAGCUCAACCCCAGCCUGGAGGACGAGGAGUACACGCUGGCCGCGCGCCCGCCCGUGCGCCUCAACGACGUCAUGCUCAAGCUGGUCACCGAGCUGCGCUGGCAGAAGUUCAUUGUCUUCUACGACAGCGACUACGAUAUACGGGGACUGCAGGGCUUUCUGGACCAGGCCUCCAGGCUGGGACUUGAUGUAUCAUUACAAAAAGUGGACAGGAACAUCAGCAGAGUGUUUUCCAACCUUUUCACCACCAUGAAAACGGAGGAGCUGAACCGCUACCGGGACACCUUGCGCAGGGCCAUCCUCCUCCUGAGCCCACGGGGAGCCCAGACUUUCAUUAAUGAGGCUGUGGAAACCAACCUUGCAUCAAAGGAUAGUCACUGGGUCUAUGUAAAUGAGGAAAUCACUGAUAAUGAAAUAUUAGAGUUGGUGCAUAGUGCUCUGGGGAGGAUGACAGUGAUCCGGCAGAUUUUCCCUCUGGCAAGGGACAACAACCAGAGGUGCAUGAGGAACAACCACCGAAUAUCCUCGCUGCUCUGUGAUCCACAGGAAGGCUACCUUCAGAUGCUGCAGGUUUCCAACCUGUACCUGUAUGACAGUGUGCUCAUGCUGGCCAAUGCUUUCCACAGAAAACUGGAGGACAGGAAAUGGCACAGCAUGGCAAGUCUGAACUGCAUGAGGAAAUCCACCAAACCCUGGAAUGGAGGAAGAUCCAUGCUAGAGACUAUUAAGAAGGGCCAUAUAACUGGGCUGACUGGUGUUAUGGAGUUCAGAGAAGAUGGAGCCAACCCCUAUGUCCAAUUUGAAAUACUGGGCACCAGCUACAGCGAAACAUUCGGCAAAGACGUGCGGAGGCUGGCGACGUGGGACUCUGAGAAAGGCCUGAACGGCAGCCUCCAAGAGCGGCGGCUGGGCAACGACCUGCAGGGAGUGACGCUCAAAGUGGUGACUGUCUUGGAAGAACCUUUUGUGAUGGUGGCAGAGAACAUCCUUGGGCAGCCAAAACGAUAUAAAGGAUUUUCCAUCGAUGUCCUGGAUGCACUGGCCAAGAAUCUGGGAUUCAAGUAUGAGAUAUAUCAAGCUCCUGAUGGCAAGUAUGGACACCAGCUCCAAAACAGCUCCUGGAAUGGCAUGAUUGGAGAACUCAUUAACAAGAGAGCAGACCUGGCCAUCUCGGCCAUCACCAUAACGCCCGAGCGGGAGAGCGUGGUGGACUUCAGCAAGCGCUACAUGGACUAUUCCGUGGGCAUCUUAAUCAAGAAGCCCGAGGAGAAGAUCAACAUCUUCUCCCUCUUCGCUCCCUUCGACUUCGCGGUGUGGGCCUGCAUUGCGGCGGCCAUCCCCAUCGUGGGCGUGCUGAUCUUCGUGCUGAACCGCAUCCAGGUGGUGCGGGCGCAGGGCGCGGCGCAGCCCAGCCCCUCCGUGUCCUCCACCCUGCACAGCGCCAUCUGGGUCGUGUACGGAGCCUUCGUGCAGCAAGGGGGUGAGUCCACUGUCAAUUCUGUGGCGAUGCGCAUUGUCAUGGGAAGCUGGUGGCUCUUCACCCUUAUUGUGUGCUCUUCCUACACAGCAAAUUUAGCAGCAUUUCUCACAGUAUCAAGGAUGGAUAAUCCCAUAAGAACAUUUCAGGAUCUGUCCAAACAAAUGGAUAUAUCUUAUGGCACAGUCAGGGACUCAGCAGUGUAUGAAUACUUUAAAGCAAAAGGGACCAACCCUUUGGAGCAGGAUAACACAUUUGCUGAACUGUGGAGGACUAUCAGUAAGAAUAAUGGGGCAGAUAAUUGUGUAUCAAACCCUUCUGAAGGCAUCAGGAAGGCAAAAAAGGGAAAUUAUGCUUUCCUGUGGGAUGUGACAGUGGUGGAAUAUGCUGCACUGACAGAUGAUGAGUGCUCUGUGACAGUCAUUGGAAACAGCAUCAGCAGCAAAGGAUAUGGGAUAGCACUCCAGCAUGGAAGUCCCUACAGAGAUCUUUUCUCCCAGAGGAUCCUAGAGUUGCAAGAAAGUGGAGAUUUGGAUGUUCUUAAGCAGAAGUGGUGGCCACGGAUGGGACGCUGUGACCUGAAUAGCCAUACCAAUGCACAGACAGAUGGGAAGGCACUCAAGCUGCACAGUUUUGCAGGAGUUUUCUGCAUUUUAGCAAUAGGCCUUCUUCUUGCUUGCUUGGUGGCAGCAUUGGAGUUGUGGUGGAACAGCAACCGUUGUCAUCAAGAAACACCGAAAGAGGACAAAGAAGUGAACCUGGAGCAGGUGCACAGACGCAUGAACAGUUUAAUUGAUGAAGACAUAGCCCACAAGCAGAUCUCCCCAGCGUCCAUCGAGAUCUCGGCGCUGGAGAUCGGGGGCAUGCAGCCAGCCCAGACCCUGGAGCCGGUGCGCGAGUACCAGAACACGCAACUUUCUGUCAGCACCUUUUUACCAGAACAGACAACUCAUGGUGCCAGCAGGACACUGACAGCUGCCUCGGGCAGCAACCUGCCGCUGCCCCUGAGCAGCUCAGCCACCAUGCCCUCCAUACAGUGCAAACACAGGUCACCCAAUGGAGGACUAUUCCGGCAGAGCCCCGUGAAAACCCCGAUCCCAAUGUCAUUCCAGUCCGUGCCGGGGGGAGUCAUCCCAGAAGCGAUGGAGCCCUCGCACGGAACAUCCAUAUGAUGAAAACAAACAGUACAAACAACCAGCAGAGAUUUUUAAUACAAAAAUUUAAAAGAAACAAAAAAAAAAAAAAAAAAAAAAAAAGAAAAAGAAAAUGAACUCUUACGUUUUUCUUGUAUAUACUUGUAAAUAAUGAAAGAAUGAAGUGGGGUAAAAGUGUAUUUUGAAUAUUCCCAAUUUUCGAAGUAAGUAAAAAACAAAACAAAAAACAAACAAAAAUGUAUGAAUGACUUUGUAAAUUUUGUUCUAUAUGAAUAAAAAGGCAAACUACUUGUGGUCGUUCUCAAGUGCCAAAGAAGACCUGUUACUGGGACUGAGGGCCAUACUUUUCUUUUAUUCCCAUGGAUUUCAACACUUAUUCCCUUACAGGUAUGGUUUUUUUAAGAGCAAAAAAAUUAUCUCUUUCUUGCUAGAAAAAUUCACCAUGCUCAGAUUUCUCCUUUCCCCAGAACCCUGUUUUAUAGCCAAGAUGACAAUUCACUCAGAGAACUUAGCAGCUGGUAUUAGCAUAGCAGUAAAAAAUGCUUUAAAGGUGAAUUAUAACUCAAAUCCAACAAACAAUAAACAGAGAAUACUUUCCUUCUAACAAGGAUUUACACUUCCACACAGUUUCUAAAUUUAAGCACAGGAUUAUUGGAUUGUGGUUUUACUGUCUGCUGUGCUGUGUGGCUCUUUUUAUUUAACUUUCUGUGUUUUGUUAUACAUAUAUAUAUAAUAUAUAUUAUAUAUUUUAUGACGUAUAUAUUAUAUAUAUAAAUGCUUUGAUGAACAACAAGUUUUAGGUUAAGGGGAAAGCUUUUAAGAAGAACUGCUCAGCUCUUUUGUUUCUUGUGUACAUGACUGAAAAUGGGGAGGAACCAAUGGAGUGAGGCAAGGAGGAACUGUAAAGGCAGGAGAUAAUGGCACUGCAGUGCCUGUGCCCUCUGGUGCCAUCUCUUUCUUUAAGAUUUCACUGAAUUUUUUGUAUAAUGGAUGCAAUGCUCCCUGUUGAAAUCAUAUCCCUGAAUGACAAGACUAUAAGCACAGCUCUGCUUUUUUUCCAUUGAUUUUGUAAAGAGAAACAUUUUAAUGGCCAUGUCUAUAAUUGUGGUAGAAAAAGGCUGUACAAAGCCUUUUUUUUAAUCUGUAAAACACAGAGGACAAAGAUAGAACAACGCAUAUAGCUUAUUUAAUGUCUUGUCAUGCAAAUAUUACCAGUGCAAUGUCGUAUGACAAGAAAAAACCAAACCAAAAAUCUAACACAUUGUUUCCUUCCCAAACUGAAAUUUAAAUGCCAAACAUAAUGGAUCCCUGUUCCCCCUCCUACUCUUCCUGGACCAUCACUCUCUUUCAAAAUUGGGAUAAUUUAAUGUCUUCUCAAAUUUAUCCCUAAUACUAGAUUGUAAUUUCCCUUUGCAGUUGGAUUUCUUCCUUCAGUUUAUUAGAGCACUGCUAUUUGGAAAAGGCUGUAGAUCCUGGUGCGGCAAAAUCACUGUCUACAUUAGGGUGAAAAAUUCUGUUUGAACAGAGGUAAAAAUGCAUUCACAUCCCAGGAAAGUCAGCAGGCAAUCUGGGUCAGGUUUUUGGGUAAAUAAACAUUCCAUUCACUGCUCCUAAUUUGAUUUGCAUAAUUACACAGCACGUAUAUUUAUGGGGUGAUUAAAGUCCCCACAUUUUUACAUUUCUACUUGAAGCAGUAGGGAGGAAAAGUCAAACUGUGACAUAAACCCAGCCUUAUGGAAGAGUAUACUCAGCCUAACACUUUUUAAAUGAGGAAUAUUGAUGAUGGGCUUACAGGAGGAGUACUCUUAGAGGAAUUCAUUUUUUCUAUUGUCAAGCUGGUUUCUCAUGAAGAUGGUGCAAUUUUGUAGCUUGGCACAAAUUACACUAUUUGCUGACUGGAUUUAUGCUAUUUGGAGGUUUAGCCCACAAAAACUUCGUAUUUUUUUUUCUUCUUUUGUCACAUUGUUUUGUUUUUUUUUUUUUUUUUGGUUUUUUUUUUGUCUUAACAAACCUAUGCCACAGGAAAAAAAAAUCUUCUAUAAAAACACUAAUUAGUUAUGGCAGAAAUAGCUGCACUAAAAGACUAUGUACACACAGAAAUCUGUAAAAAUGCUUUGGAGAAAGAGUGCAAGCAUUUGUGUUGGAAAAAUCUCUCAUUUUGUGACCAGUUUAAGAUUCUAGCUGCAGCAGAGGAGCAUGCUGCAGAAAAGGCGCAAGGAGGUGCUUGAGUGGCCACAAGGGUGUGAUCUGUUGUGGCACGCAAACCUGCUGGAGGUGUCCUGAGCUGCUGCUGUGCUGUUACUCACAAAACAUGCUGCUGACUUGCUGCAGCAAAGCCCAGAGCAGGGGCUUGAAACCCUCUUUUACUGAGGCAUCUUUGCUUUCAUGUUUGAUCUUUUUCAUAUUAUAGACUAAAGCACUGUAAUUUUAACUGACCUGCAUUUGUGGAAAAAAUUGUGAAUACAAUAUAUUUUGGGGAUAAACUUCAGCAUUCUUCGUAUUCAGUGUUCUCCUCCUGGCUUACUCUUGCUGUGUGCUGUAAAGUUUGGAAGUGUGCUCUAACUUAUCAGUGAUGUCAGAGCUCCUUUACUCUCAUGCACAGGAUGUGACUCACCUGUUUGAGUGCUUGGCAGGACUACAUUUAUGAUGAGCAGCAUCUUGAAGAAUCAAACCACGCAGCCCUCUUUCAGAAAAGCAUUUCAGCAUGUGUGAGCCCUGUGGGGUGCACCUGCUUUAUGCACAGGUGAAGUGCAUUGCUGAUUGAUGGUGGAGUUAAAACACAGGUCUCAAAUUAAAUAUGUGCCUAAUUUUAAGCAGGUGAGUGAGCUGGCCAAACUCCUUGGGAGUACUCAGCUGCUUUAAGUUAACCUUAAGUUUUGAGUGCUUUGCUGCACCAGGGUCUACACUGCAAAACUAGGAAUCUGCAAUGGAUCUCUCACUGUCUAGUAAUUAUUUCUUUAUAUAAAAGUUAGCAAGUCAUAGGUUGAGCCUGUCAGCCCUGACAGGAAGCUGUUAAAUCCUUCAUGUGCUAGUGGUUCGGUUUUAGAUUAUUUAAGCAAAUCACCAGGUUCUCCUUGAACAUAAACAAUGUUUCUUUCCCCAUAACUUUCAGUUUUGAAAGUAAAUGCAGAAUGUAUGAUUUUCA
Molecule: messenger RNA, 6466 nt
Organism: Melospiza georgiana
Lineage: Eukaryota; Metazoa; Chordata; Aves; Passeriformes; Passerellidae
Gene: GRID1
Product: glutamate ionotropic receptor delta type subunit 1
Exons: 16
Coding region: 307-3339 (1010 amino acids)
Biological process (GO): monoatomic ion transport; synaptic transmission, glutamatergic; modulation of chemical synaptic transmission
Cellular component (GO): plasma membrane; postsynaptic membrane
Molecular function (GO): transmitter-gated monoatomic ion channel activity involved in regulation of postsynaptic membrane potential; glutamate-gated receptor activity
Source: RefSeq, a predicted model, not a curated record